Messenger RNA from Meloidogyne enterolobii, 1874 nucleotides. Lineage: Eukaryota; Metazoa; Nematoda; Chromadorea; Rhabditida; Meloidogynidae. The record is from the annotation of a GenBank genome assembly.
UUUUUUGGUUCCGGUUCCGGCCAAAUUUGCGGUUCCGAUGCAACACUAUUAAGAAUCCUUGAUUAUUUUCAAAAUGUCAGUCUCAAAACGUCAAUUUGGGAAAAAUUGUCAAAAUGCCAGAUGACAAAAUGCCCAAUGACUCUACCCCAUGCCUUAAUAAUUUAAUUUUAAAAUUCAAAAACAGGUCUACCAACAAAUUCAAUACCCUCUAAUAAUAUGGCAAUCUCAAUCCACCCAAAAAAGAAUUGCAACAAGGAUAUUAUUCCCUCUUCAACAUAUCGCUGGUUUCUCUCCUACCGUAUGAUGACUGCAAGCAUGUUAUGCCUUUGUUUUGCUAGGCAAAUUUAAUUUUUAAAAUUAAAAAAAAUUUUUUUAGUGUUCAUAUGAUGAAUGCAAAUUUAGGAAUGGCUAUGUAAAUUUAGAAAAAAAUUUUUUCCUAAUUUAUAAAAAUUGAAAGGGUUUGUAUGGUAGACGAUGAUUACUCCCCUUCAACCAAAAAUGAGAGUAAUAACGCUUUGGAAUACGAAUUGAAAAAUUUUACAAGUGUUUUUGGUGCUGCUCCGAGGGUACAUUGGUCAUCGGAAGAUCAAGGCUGGAUCUUUGCAGCAUUCAAUGCCGGGCUUCUCUGUAUGUUAUUUACUGGAUUCUUAGCGGACAAGUUCAACGCAAAAUAUAUGAUAAUCGUUAGUGUAUUGCUUGCAUCUAUGGCUAAUAUUGCUAUUCCUUUAACUGCUACAUUUAAUGUUGGCUACGCAAUAGCUGCUCGUUUUAUGGUUGGCCUAGCUGAAGCACUCUUACAACCAGCUAUUAACUCGCUCGUUACAAGAUGGUUCCCAGCAUCUGAACGGUCAUAUGCUUUGGGGCUAGCUACUGGAGGGAGGCAAUUUGGCACUCUACUAAUUAUCCCAACAGCAGGGGCUUUAUGCGCCCAGAACAUUUUUCUUGGCGGCUGGCCUUCAAUUUUUUAUGUUUCUGCUUUUUCGGGGCUUCUAUUUGUGUUAAUUUAUAUUUUGGUUGGGGCUGAUAAGCCUAGCAAACAAAAUUGUAUUUCUAAAGGAGAAUUAACAUUUAUAACAGUAGCAAAUUCACUGGAACAUAUGGGACAGAAGCGUAUUAAUCGCAAAGUUCCCUGGAAGUGUAUAUUAAAAUCCCCACCAGUAUGGGCAGCUCUAGUUUCUGUCGUUUGUCACGAAUUUCCCUUAAUGACUAUGAUUAUGUUUUUGCCGGCUUAUCUACACGAUGUACACCAUUAUGAUUCUACUCAGAAUGGAAUUUAUAGUGCUCUCCCAACUCUAGCUCUUUGGAUAAGCAAAAUUACUUCGAGUUGGCUUAACACGUGGCUACAGGAAAAUACAAAAUGGGGCGUCUCUUAUAUUUCUAGGGUUCUUAAUGCAAUCGGCUCAAUUGGAUUGUCACUCUUCAUGCUAGGAGCAACUUUCCUAGACUCAUCCAGAGCAUCAUUAGCCGUUGUUCUCCUAUGCUUUUCAAUGUUUUUUACAGGAUUGCAUACCCCUGGAUGUCAAGCCGCAUUAGUCGCUGUUGCCCCCGCAUUUUCUGGCGCUAUAACUGGACUAACUUUCUUUUUUGUUGCAAUAAGUGGCAUAAUAAACCCAGGAAUGACAAAAUUAAUAGUCAGAAAUGGUUCUGCUGCAGAAUGGAAUAUCGUUUUUUACAUUUCGACUUUUAUUGGAUUAAUUCCUGUGAUUGUCUUUAGCUGGUGGGGCUCAGCCGAUAUUCAAAACUGGGCUAAAGGACCAUCUUCAACCCCAUCAACAGCUUCAUGCCCUACAUUGGCAACGAUUGAGUCAAUUAGUGAGGGAAAAAAUGAGGUAAAACAGAAAGAAUAUCCCCAAAAAAUAGAAGAAAAAUACUAG